CUAUGUCCCCCAGGAUACUGCCGGAACGUACCCUGGAUUCAUGUGUUCGUAUUCUUUUAUACGACUGCUAAAAGAGAAGGAUGCUCUGGUUGAGCUGUUACCCUGUGCUGCAAAGCACUCCCACCCAAUGGCAGUUGCCGAGAAAGUCCCUGUCUACUAUGGUGACGUGGUGAUUUCCAAGAGCCAAAGCGAGAAGAUCAAGAAAUUUGAUGACCUGCGCGGGCACACGUGGGCGUACAAUGACUCUGAGUCUCUCAGCGGCAACAUACAGGUGCUCAAGCAGUUGAAAUCCAUGGGAGAGAAUGCCAGUUUCUUUGGUCACAUCGUGGAAACAGGCUCGCACAUAAAGUCGCUGGAGAUGAUUCUGAACAGCACCGUUGAUGGCGCAUGCAUCGAUUCCAAUGUGCUCGCUUCCUACCUCAUGAAGAAUCCGUCGAUGAAGGACAAGCUACACGUGAUCGCCUCACUCGGUCCGCUGCCAGCUUACCCCGUCGUCAUCAACAAGAACUUGCCCGAGAGCCUGAAGGUGGCGCUACGCGAUGCGCUGCAGCGCAUGCACGAGGACGAGACCGGUGGACCCCACCUCCGUCGCCACGGCGUCAGCGGCUUUGUCCCGACCGAUAUCUCCCUGUACGACUUUGAGACGAAGAUACGCCAGGAGUCGUCUGGUCUCCGCAUCGGCACGGCCUACUAUUGAUCGCGCGAGCUCUCUCCCCUCCCUGCCGACGCUCGGAAAAGGCUAUGACUAAACGGGGUGGGAAGAGAUGAACGUUAACGUAAGAU
Messenger RNA from Priapulus caudatus, 783 nucleotides. RefSeq lists its product as uncharacterized. NCBI's taxonomy places the organism in Eukaryota, Metazoa, Priapulida, Priapulimorpha, Priapulimorphida, Priapulidae. The record is from RefSeq and is a predicted model, not a curated record. The coding region runs from base 41 to 697 and encodes 218 amino acids. The transcript has 5 exons.